Poecilia reticulata (guppy) is the source of this 4568-nucleotide messenger RNA. The record is from RefSeq and is a predicted model, not a curated record. NCBI's taxonomy places the organism in Eukaryota, Metazoa, Chordata, Actinopteri, Cyprinodontiformes, Poeciliidae.
UCGAUCUCCUGCUCCCUUCUUCCCCCAUUCGUGAACAAGAUCCCCAGAUACUUAUAACUUUUAACUAUUAACAUAAGUAUAUUCUUCUACACCUUCUCCGCUGCUGCUGGAGGAAUUAGGUCUCCCCUCGGACCUAAACUCGCCCAGGAGACAGAGGCCGCGGCAGAGGUCAAAGAGGGAGUCGAGCGGAGCAGUUCCUGCCAGUCCGAACCCGUGGCUGGGAUCGCGGCUGGUACUUUGCCCUCCCGGAUAUGGACCUCGCCGUUACUGCCACCCUGAGGCGCCGGAGAUUCCGGCCCCUGGGCACCGACGUCAACACCGCCUUGAGCUGCCGGAGGUCCCGGCCCCUGGGCACCGACGCCGCCCUGAGCCGCCGGAGGUCCCGGCCCCUGGGCAAAGCCUGCAGCUGCCUCCGGUUCCCGCGCCGAGGCGGCGUCUGUCUCCGCCCCCAGAGUUCCCCGUGCCCGCUGCUGAUGAGCAGCCACCUUGCUUCCCCGAGUUUCCCUUGGCUCCACCCCCUGAGUUUGCUGACGACCCGAGUCCGCUGCUGGUGUGCAGCUCCCCAGUGCUCCUCCCGAGACUUCAGCCGGCCGUUCUGCCGGCCUGCCAGAACCUGCCGCUGGUGCGGCGUCCCCAGUGUCUGCUAGGCCCGAGCUCCCAGUGUCCUGCUAGGCCUGAGCUCCCAGUGUCCUGCUCCGCCCGGCCGCGGCUCAAGCUCCGCCUCCUGCGUCGCCGCCCACCGCGGCUCAAGCUCCGCCUCCGACUUCGCUACCCUCCGCGACCUCUGCUCCGCAUCCAACGUCACCAUCCACCGUACCGCCCACGUGAGCUUCACCUCCUGUGCCAUGGGCGGUCCCCGGACUGUUUUCUUGUGUUGAGUUCCUGUUUGGAUUUAGUUCUGUUUUCUGGACUAUAAUUUUUGUUCAGUAUAAAAAGUUUAAAAAUAAGGACAGAAUUAAAUUAUCUUACAUGAAGUACAGUUUAUAUUAAAUAAUUGUACAGGUCAUUACCAGAUUAUUUUUAUUACAAAGACAAGUCCAACCUUGGAAUGGAAAGAAUGUGUACUUUUCCCCGUGACUGCUCAUAAGAAAAUCCUCAGCAUUUACUUGUUUUUGUUUUGUUUUUUAGAUCUGAAGUCAGGAAAAUGAAACUCCAACCCUGCUUUUGCUUUCCUUUGCUUUCAAAACCCAUGUGUUUCCAGCUCUGUGGAAGACAAGCAGAGAAGUGGGUGAAUAUAGUCUCACAUUCUCUCUCUGGUGAGUAAGCACCAAUUUAUGUUUCUAGCAAUCUUUAUUAACUGACUGGAGGAAUGGGGAUGUCUGACAGUUGAGCUGGAGCAUUUCUUGGACACAUCCAAAGGAGCACUUUCAGGUCAGAUCCUGAAAUGAGGGAAGAUGGAGGAAAUGAGGUGUGCUGAUGACUUGUGUUCCCUCACUAAUCUGAUUUGUUCAGUGUGGUUGACUCUCAAGCUGGUGUGGGAAAAUAUUUCUGGAAGACCUGAGGGAGCCAUCACAAAAAUGACCUUGUGUGCAGCGUGACACACACUGUGCUCCUCAGGUUUCCCAGUCAGCCUCACCGCUCUGAUACUUUAGCCUCGGGGUCAUUGCUGCUCCGUCAUGCCCAGAGCUCCAACUACUUACCAUACAUUUCCUUUGACAGAGGUUUCUGUUUCCUCUCUGAGUGUCAUCACACACAGCAGAGGGAGGAGGUCCAAACUGUGGAGUUCUGCUCUCCAGAUGGUGCCUCACAUGGCUCUGUGCAAAUACGCUCCGCUGGUUCUAGUGGGAGUUGUGGUUUUGGCAGCCAGCGGGAUCAUAGGAGACCCUCUCUAUGAGUGUCUCCAGGACGCUGACUACAGAGAGCUCCUGGACAUUGUGACGAACGGACUCCCAGCUGCCAGGAUGCCUCGACACGUGGCAGUCAUCGGCGGGGGCAUGGCUGGACUGACCGCUGCCAGGGUCUUAGAAGAUGCAGGACAUAAGGUGACCAUAAUAGAAGCUAGUGAGCGAAUCGGAGGACGGGUGGAGACCUUCAGGAACAGAAGAGAAGGCUGGUAUGCAGAAGUGGGAGCAAUGAGGAUCCCAAGCUUCCAUAAGAUUCUACUUUCCUUUAUCUCCAAAUUGAAAAUCCCACUGAAUCCCUUCAUCCAAGAUGACAUCAACACCUACUACUUGGUAAACGGAGGCCUACACAAAACCUACACCGUAAAAAACAACCCCAGCGUGCUCAACUACAGUUUGCAUGACAGAGAGAAGGGGAAGUCAGCCGCUGAACUCUUCAGUCAGACACUCUGGAAGGUGAGGGAUGACCUAAAGGCAUUGGGCUGCAGUGGAAUGCUGAAUAAAUAUGACUCCUACACAGUGAAGGAAUAUUUGGUGAAGGAGGGCAACCUGAGCCGCGGCGCAUUGAGGAUGAUCGGCGACAUCCUCAAUGAAAACAGCCUCUUCUACACGUCCUUGAUAGAGAUGCUGUACAUACAGACCGACAUCAAUGACAACACACAGUACUUUGAAGUGACAGAUGGUUUUGACCAACUUCCCACAGCUUUCUACCAAGUUUUAAAUGCCACAAUCCUGCUGAACUCCAAAGUGAAGCUAAUUGAUCAAACAGGCGGGGCUAAUGUGACUGUAACAUAUGAAGACUGGCGGAACUCAGGUUCCCUGUCAAAAGUGACAGUGGAUUAUGCCCUUGUUACGGCCACAGCCAAGGCGACCCUCUUUGUUGACUUCUUCCCUCCUCUGUCUGGUAACAAGAUGGAGGCCCUGCGCUCUGUUCAUUAUGCCAGCUCCACAAAGGUGGUGCUCAGUUUCAAGGAACGCUUUUGGGAGAAAGAAGGCAUCAGAGGAGGGAAAAGCAUCACUGACCGACCGUCUCGCUUUAUCUACUACCCCAGCCAUGGGUUCCCAGGUACCACUGCAGGGGCCCUCCUGGCUUCCUACACCUGCUCUGAUGACUCCACCCUUUUUCAAGGCAUGAAUGAGGAGGAUCUGAUGGCAGUAGCUCUGGAGGACUUGGUGAAAAUCCAUGGGGAGUAUAUCCGAUUGCUCUGCACAGGAGGUCUGGUGAAGAAGUGGGGCCUGGACCCUUACAGCUUUGGAGCCUUUGCCUUGUUUAUGCCGUACCAGCAGGGACACUACGCACGAGAACUGUUCCAGAGUGAGGGACGGGUGCACUUCGCCGGGGAACACACAGCAACUCCUCAUGGGUGGAUCGAAACUGCCAUGAAGUCUGCUCUCAGAGCAGCUAAGAAUAUCAACAGCUUGACUCUGUAGCGUCAUGUCUGUUUUUUUCUCAGAAAAAAAAGCUAAAAAUAGUUCAGCUUUUUAGAAUCUUUUCAAUAUCAUGAGCCCUGGUCCAUUCUCCGCCUGAUGCAAGAUCUGUUUUAUUGUGAUGUGGAGAUGUUGCUAGGUCUCAGUAUCAAUAGUUUUAGGUGUAUUUCAUUGAAGAAAAAUGUUUUAAGUCAUUCAAACUCAGCGCUGAUUCUUGCAUAAAUUGUCUUUUUCUUGCUCUUCCAGUUUUUACCACUUUUUCUUUUCUUCAUGGCUGCUUCCAUGAUACAAACAUCUACGGAAACCAUUUCAGUAAAAGGUGCCAACUCGCUGCUGAGUGCACAUGAAUACAAGCAAUAAAAACUUGCUCUUGGAUCAACAGAUGACUAAGUUCUGUUUUUAAUAUAGUGCUCACUUAUCCUCUUUCCAAUACUGCCCUGGGCAAUUACCCAUAUCAAGAACAGGACUGAUCGAAAUGAAUCCAUUUAGCUUUGUAGAUUUUAAAGUUUUUAAACAGAAUGAGAUUUUUAAUAACUGAUGACUUAAUAUCAGUAAAUGGGGAUUUUAGCUCAACCUUAAAAAUUUGCAAAGCAGAGUAUUAGGACACUCCGAUUUUUAACAUUUCUAGUAUUUUGCUUGUUGCAGCCUCUUUAUACUUCAGCAAUUACUAUGUUUUUACUCAAAUUAAAUUGUGUCUUUAGUUCACUAACUUUAAAUGAACUGUUCUAAAUUCAAAGUUAUCAGGACAAACCCAAAACUUCAUGUUUUCAUAUGUUGUGGAAAUCAUUGUCUUGUAGUUUGUUUUUGAGCUUAAACGCUAUUGCUGUUCUUUUCCCACACUACACCAGGGAUGUUGUUUUCACUGACCUGAACACCACCACUAAGUUUUCAUCAUAACAACCAUAUUUUUUGUUUGAUGGUUAAUGUCAUAGUAAUUAGGAUCAAAAAUAGAAUCCCUAAGCCCCCCCCUGCCCCCCAAAUAUUAUUUAUUCAUGUGAGACAACUGCCUCCUGUAUGUUUCAAUAAAACAAGAUUGGAACAUUGAAGGUGCAUUGUGACGUUAUAUCACCUGACAGUGUCAGUUAUUUAAAAAAAUUAUUGAUAAAUGGUCAAAAACUGAAUCAAUAUAUUAGCUUUUUUAAAGAUUAGUGAUCAAAAAGAAAACGGUAAUCGGUGCACCACUAGUUUUAAAAUCACCAAACACAAUGGGGAAUAGUAAAAGGUACCUUUCAGUAAGCACUUUGUAUUCCCUUGUUGCUGAAAAUGUGCUAUAUAAAUAAAAUGACCUUUACCACUGUG